UUUCAAUAGAAUGACAAUCUUUUAAGAAACACAUUUUUAUUAAAAAAAAAUACAACUUUUAGAUGUAUGUUAUAAACUUAAUGAUCAGAAUUAUUAAUCAUUAUUUAAAAAAUACCGCCUUUCACCACGAGAGAGCGGUAUUGUCGUAUUAUUGAUUAUAGUAUAGAGAGUGCGGAAGUGUCUAUCCGUCAGGUGAAAUCUGCCGCAAACUCUCCUGAGUUACAUAAAGUCUUCGAAUCACAUUUAAUAUAUUUGCACGGAUAAAGGAGAUGUCAAUCCUCAAGUAACUCACACUCGACCGCGGAGGGGUAACCAUUCCCGAUGGCGACUCGAGCGUGACGUAUUUUACGCGCGAUAAACACGCGAUUUAAAAGGAUCUUACAGAAAUGCGUGCUAGCUCCGUUUAAGACACAUGCUGCAUGGAGAUACGGCUCUAUAGUUGUAAUGUGACGCGCCGAGGGCAACGUCCGGAGUGGGGCGCACAGCGAACGCAUCAUCGGGCACGCAUCAGGACGCUCAGACAACACGUGUCAGCGUGAGCGUGAACGCGGCAGCGAGAUCGGCGGGAGAUCCCGACGCGAGCGGAGGACGUUGGAGAGCGAUCGGCCGGUUUCUACGACGCCUGACUUUCAUUAUGCUGCUCCUGGCAGUUUUGGCUGGAGCGUUGCUUGCGAUAGUCAUUUACAUGGGACCGAUUUAUCUUCUGCAGCUGCUCAUUGUGGUUUCCGUCGCCUACUUUGUCGCCGGCGGUCGCCUGAGAUGGUUCUACGUUGCUCUCAGGACAAUACCACGUGAUAGCAAAGGACUUCUAGGAUAUAUUAGAAUGCUAUGGUUCGUACAUGGUCAUGAAAAAAAGAAUAGAAAUGUAUCCGAUAUUUUUAGACAAUGUGUCAAAAAGCAUCCUAAUAAAAUCUGUUUUGUAUUUGAAGAUCAAGAAUGGACCUUUCAACAGAUAGAGGAUUUUAGUAACAAAAUUGCAACGAUAUUUAAAACGCAUGGUUAUAAGAAAGGAGAUACGAUAGCUUUACUGUUGGAGAAUCGACCAGAAUUUGUUGCAAUUUGGCUAGGUUUGAACAAACUUGGUGUUAUAACGUCUCUAAUUAACACCAAUUUGCGUAAGACCAGUCUUUUGCAUUGUAUCAAUAUCGCAAAGUGUCAAGCGCUUAUAUAUGGCACCGACUUUUUUGACGCUGUGACAGAUAUUGCUUCAUCGUUGGACGCUAAACUAACGUUGUACAGAUUCGGAAAUCACCCGAAUGCAAUGUCAAUUGCAUUAAAAGAAAAAGAUUUAAAUGCCUUAUUAGGGGACACACCUGCAACACCACCGGGAAUACAAGAAAAAAGUGGUUAUCACGAUAAGCACUUGUACAUUUAUACCAGUGGAACUACGGGUCUUCCCAAGGCAGCUGUUAUUACUAACUCAAGAUAUGUCUUUAUCACAAGUUCAGUACAUUAUUUGGGAGUCUUGCGUGACUCUGAUAGAAUAUAUACACCUUUGCCAUUGUAUCAUACAGCCGGUGGAAUAAUGGCUAUAGGUUUAGCUUUGGUAUUUGGACAUACAACAGUAAUUAGGAAGAAAUUUAGUGCCAGCGCGUACUUUGCUGACUGUACUAAAUACAAAUGUACCGUUGGACAAUACAUAGGGGAAAUGUGUCGAUACAUUCUGGCAGUGCCACCUAAAAAAGAAGACCAAAAACAUAAUGUUAGAAUGAUUUUUGGCAACGGAUUAAGGCCGCAGAUAUGGGAGGAAUUUGUAAAACGAUUCAAUAUUCCACAAGUACUUGAGUUUUACGGCGCAACUGAAGGCAAUGCUAAUGUCAUGAAUAUUGAUAAUAAGAUGGGAGCAAUAGGUUUUUUUUCAAGAAUUAUUCCGUCGGUAUAUCCUGUUUCUCUUAUUAGAGUAGAUAAAGAUGGAGAACCUAUACGCAAUUCUAAAGGACUGUGUCAAAUCUGUGAACCAAAUGAACCUGGUGCGUUUAUCGGAAAAAUCUCACCAAACAAUCCAACUAGGGCGUUUUUAGGAUACGUGGAUAAAAAAGCAUCUGAGAAAAAAGUAAUUUACGACGUUAUCACGAAAGGCGAUUCUGCGUUUUUAUCAGGAGACAUUCUUGUUGCCGACGAAUUUGGAUAUUUGUAUUUUAAGGACCGAACAGGAGAUACAUUUAGAUGGAAAGGAGAAAAUGUAUCGACUUCUGAAAUUGAGGGCAUAGUCAGUAAUCUCAUCAAUUAUCGAGAUUGCAUAGUAUAUGGCGUGGAGAUUCAAGGUGCUGAAGGCAGAGCAGGAAUGGCAGCAAUUUAUGAUGCAGAUGGAACAUUGGAUAUGAAUAAAUUAACUGUCGACAUUAAAGAACAAUUACCUGUCUAUGCCAGGCCGCAAUUUGUCAGGAUUCUGACAAAAAUUGAUCUCACAGGAACAUUCAAACUGAAAAAGAAAGAUCUCCAGGAAGAAGGAUAUAAUCCGUACAAAGUUCAAGACAAAAUAUAUUAUUUAAACUCAAAGCUCGGUUAUGAGUUAUUAACAUCAGAAGUUUAUGAUCAAAUUCAACAAGGAAAAGUCAAGUUUUAAAUGUGUUAUCCGAAGAAGAACAAAAACUACAGUAAUAAUUAAUAUUUUAAAAAGUUCUUACCACAUUAUAAUAAAUAUACAGACUAUUGUUAUUAGCAAAUCUUUUGAAACCUGAUUUACCUGAAGAAUAAAGUAACUACGAUAUUCUAUUAGCUGGAA
This is a messenger RNA of Monomorium pharaonis (pharaoh ant), 2725 nucleotides long. It is a transcript of the gene Fatp1, whose product is annotated as long-chain fatty acid transport protein 4. Gene Ontology annotation, molecular function: long-chain fatty acid-CoA ligase activity; long-chain fatty acid transmembrane transporter activity. The transcript has 12 exons. Bases 635 to 2566 code for a protein of 643 amino acids. The record is from RefSeq and is a predicted model, not a curated record. Gene Ontology annotation, biological process: triglyceride homeostasis. Gene Ontology annotation, cellular component: endoplasmic reticulum. NCBI's taxonomy places the organism in Eukaryota, Metazoa, Arthropoda, Insecta, Hymenoptera, Formicidae.